GACAAUUAUAUAUUAAACACAUCCAUUAACACUUAAAAAAUUGCUCACAUAAUAUAAGGUGAAUCCAAAAAUUGCCCAUAUAUAGCCUUUGGGUUUUCUCCGUCUCUUUUCUUUUCUCUCUUUCUCUUUGCUACAUUCACACACUUUAUUUUUUUUAAAAUUUUUUUUAGAAACUUAACUAACUAAAUAUAUGAAUAAAGUAAUUUUCAGAGUUUGGAAUCUCGUAUGCCAACCAACUAAUCUUCCUAUUUGAUAUUUUGAAUAUCAAUCAAUCAUCGAAUCUUUUAUUAUUACGUGCAUCGGUAAUAAUAAUUUUAUUUUAGAAUGAUGUGCAACUGGGGUCCUCCUAAGAUACUGCUACAAAUAUUUGCUCACUAAGAAAGCUUCCCACUUAUACACCCACAUUUUGACUACUCCCACGCCACCAUCCUCCUCCUCCUCUCCAAUCUCCAUCAAUGGCCUCCACAACCACCGACACCACCACCUCCUCAACAUCAUCAUCAUCAUCAUCAUCAUCGACGCCAUUAUUAUCCCCACCGACACCACCACCACCACCACCACCAAGCAUCGACCCGAAGAGCGGCUUCUGCGCCGCGACGCAGACGUUCCGGAGCCUCCUCCCGGCGCCGGCCGCGCUCCCUCCCGCCAGCCUCCCGCUCUCCCUCCCGUCCUUCCUCCUCUCCCUCCUCCCCUCCCCGCCGCCGUCUUCCCACCCCGCCCUCAUCGACGCCGCCUCCGGCCGAGCCCUCUCCUUCCCCGCCCUCCUCUCCCAGUCCCGCUCCCUCGCCGCCGCCCUCCGCCGCUCCAUCUCCCAUGGCGACGUCGCCUUCGUCCUCUCCCCCCCGCGCCUCGACGUUCCCGUUCUCUACUUGGCUCUCCUCUCCCUCGGCGUCGUCGUCUCCCCCGCGAACCCUGUUUCGACCUCUCCGGAGAUCUCCCGCCUCGUCGGCCUCUCGAGACCCUCCGUCGCCUUCGUCACCUCCUCCACCGCCCACAAGCUACCGUCCAACCUCCCCACCAUCCUCCUCGACUCCCCCCGAUUCCGAUCCUUCUUGCAAAUCUCCGAAUCUUAUCCCACAGUGGAGGCCGUUGUGAUCCGCCAAUCGGACUCCGCGGCGAUCCUCUACUCCUCGGGGACGACGGGGCGGGUGAAGGGCGUUUUGCUCACCCACCGCAACCUGAUAUCGGUGACGGCGCUGCUGAUCGGCCCACCGUUAUCGCCGCCGCCGCCUCCGGCAACAUCAGCGGGGGCGACAACGACUACGCUGCUGACGGUGCCGCUCUUCCACGUCUACGGGUUCAUGCUCUGCCUGAAGUCCGUGGCGGCGGGGGAGACGGCGGCGAUACAGACGGAGAGGUUCGAUGCUAAGCGGACGCUGGCGAUAGUCGAGAGGUUCCGGAUCACGCAUCUCGCAUUGGCGCCGCCGGCUGUGCUGGCGCUGGUGAGGAUCCGAGAGGCCGAGGAUGCGGCAGAGGAUGUGAGCUCGCUGCAGGCGGCUUUCUGUGGCGGCGCGCCGAUUGGCACGGAUCUGAUCCGGCGGUUCUCGUCCGUGUUUCCUAAUGUCAGACUGAUCCCGGUUAGCUCUCUGACCGAUUAGUUUGAUCUCCACCAUUUUUUUUAGUUGAGCAUUUUAUAGUACAGCCACCUCAUUACUAAACUAGGCCUUUAAUAACAAUAAAAUCAAACU
This is a messenger RNA of Ananas comosus (pineapple), 1688 nucleotides long. Its product is annotated as 4-coumarate--CoA ligase-like 5. The transcript has a single exon. Bases 456 to 1598 code for a protein of 380 amino acids. Gene Ontology annotation, molecular function: CoA-ligase activity. The record is from RefSeq and is a predicted model, not a curated record. NCBI's taxonomy places the organism in Eukaryota, Viridiplantae, Streptophyta, Magnoliopsida, Poales, Bromeliaceae.